This is a messenger RNA of Ipomoea triloba (trilobed morning glory), 4028 nucleotides long. Its product is annotated as G-type lectin S-receptor-like serine/threonine-protein kinase At1g11300. Gene Ontology annotation, biological process: recognition of pollen; protein phosphorylation. NCBI's taxonomy places the organism in Eukaryota, Viridiplantae, Streptophyta, Magnoliopsida, Solanales, Convolvulaceae. Bases 346 to 2826 code for a protein of 826 amino acids. The record is from RefSeq and is a predicted model, not a curated record. The transcript has 7 exons. Gene Ontology annotation, molecular function: protein serine/threonine kinase activity; ATP binding.
GCAGGUUAGCGAAGCUGUUAGCGCCACGUGUUGAAUGCAGGUUAGCGCCACAUGUUGAAUGCAGGGUGAUGGCAAGAUAUUGUUACAGCUGCCCAGAUUCUGACUUUUCUAAGAAUGUAAAAUGUCAAAAUGUUUAUGCAUAAGAAAAGGAAUUGCUAAGAAUGAGUCAACAAAAAGCUACAGCAAUAGUUAUCAACAGAAACUUUGUAUAGUUCAACACUUCAACCACUUGCUAUAAAAUAUGUACUCUGACUUUCAGCCCAGAAGACUAUUCUGAAAAAUGGAAAGUUGAAAUAUGAACCUGCAGGCAUUUGAGGCACCAGAUAAAGAAACAGCUGAUGUACCAUGAAGUUCAGCAAGAGAAAUAUGUUUUCCUGGAAAAAUGUUUUUCUCAUACUGUUUUGUUCUUGCUUUGGUUUUUGCAGUUCAAGAGAUACCAUUACAAUCAAUCAAACCUUGCAAGGAUCAGAAACUAUAUUCUCAGAGGGCAACAGGUUCAAGAUGGGAUUUUUCAGCCCUGGAAAUACUUCCAAGUAUUAUGUAGGAAUCAUGUACAACAACCCGUCAAAUGCUGUUGUAUGGGUUGCUAACAGAGACAAGCCUAUGAAUGACUCCAGAGGAACGAUCGCAAUCUCAGAAGACGGAAAUCUUGUGGUGUUGGAUGGACAGAAGACGAGAAUAUGGUAUUCAGAUGUUUCUGAACCUCUGUCGAAUACUACUACUGCUCAGCUCAUGGAUAAUGGGAAUUUGGUGUUGAAAGACGGGUCAACUGGAAGAAAAUUAUGGGAAAGUUUUAGCAAUCCUUCGGAUUGUCUUCUUCGAACAAUGAAACUUGGCACUAAAGCGUUGAGAUCAUGGAGAAGUCCCUCAGAACCAUUUCCAGGGAGUUUUUCAUUUGGUAUUCAACUUCUGAACAUUCCACAGGUUGUCAUAUGGAACAGCAGCGAGCUUUACUGGAGAUCUGGUCCAUGGAAUAAGCAGAUAUUCAUUGGAAUAUCUCAAAUGGGUUCCUACUAUAACAAUGGAUUCGAUUUCACUACUGAUAGUGAUGGCAACACAAGCCUAUCAUUUGACUACAAAAAUUAUCAGUCUGAAAAUCUUUACCUUCAUUUGGGUUCAAAUGGUUCUCUCUUGCAGACAUAUUGGGAUCAAGGGAAGGAACAGUGGGAGGUGACAUGGGAAAGCCAUUCAAGCGAGUGUGAUGAGUAUGGCAAGUGCGGGUCUUUUGGAAUCUGCAAUCCCGGUGAGUUGCAGCAGGUCUGUUCUUGUUUGCGAGGAUUUAAACCAAAACGGGAAGUUGAAUGGGGUAAUGGAAACUGGAGCAGUGGCUGCGUUCGAAAGGAAGAUCUUCAGUGUGACAGAAACAACUCGGAUGUUAAUAAGAGCAAGAAAGACGGGUUUUUGAAGUUGCAGAUGGUGAAAGUGCCAGAUUUUUCCACUUGGGUGCCUUCUAGUCAAGGCACUUGCGAAACUGACUGCUCGAGAAAUUGUUCCUGCCUCGCUUAUUCAUUCUAUCCCGGCAUUGGCUGUAUGCACUGGACAGGAAGUUUAAUUGACCUGCAGCAGUUUUCUAUGGGCGGAGCAGAUGUAUAUAUCCGUCUGGCAUAUUCUGAACUCGACUUGAAGAAAGAAAGCAAACACAAAAAAGUCAUUAUUGCAACUGCAGUGACUAUAGGCUUACUUGCCAUUGCUAUUUCUGCAUACUUUUGUUGGCGUUGUUUGGCUAAGCACAGAGGAAAGAAGAAGCAGAAGCGCGUUAUAUAUUUAGGUAAAACAUCUUCACCAAACAUGUCUGGAGAAGACACAACCCGAGCUAAGCUUGAGGAGCUACCGGUAUUUGACUUCGAGAUCAUAGCAAAUGCAACUGAAAAUUUUGAUCCACGCAACAAACUUGGGCAGGGCGGUUUUGGUCCUGUCUACAAGGGGAAGUUGGAAGAUGGACAGGAAAUUGCUGUAAAAAGACUUUCGAUAUACUCUGGUCAAGGGCAAGAAGAAUUUAUGAACGAGGUCGUGGUGAUUUCUAAACUCCAACACAGAAAUCUCGUUAGACUUCAUGGUUGCUGCAUAGAAGGAGGGGAGAAGAUGUUGGUUUAUGAAUUCAUGCCAAAUGGAAGCUUGGAUACUCUUCUCUUUGAUCCUCAGAAUGAAGAGUUUCUUGAUUGGAGCAAGCGCUUUAUGAUUAUUGAAGGAAUUGGUCGAGGCCUCCUUUAUUUGCAUAGAGAUUCAAGAUUGAAAAUUGUUCACAGAGAUCUCAAGGCAAGCAACAUUCUAUUGGACGAACAAUUGAAUCCCAAAAUUUCAGAUUUUGGCUUGGCGAGGAUUUUUGGAGGUAACCAGCAUCAAGCUAAUACACAAAGGGUUGUUGGCACAUACGGCUAUAUGGCACCGGAAUAUGCAAUGGACGGAAGAUUUUCAGAAAAGUCAGAUGUCUACAGUUUUGGAGUUCUAUUACUAGAAAUUGUUAGUGGAAGGAAGAAUUCUGGAUUUUACCAUGAUGAGUUUGCAAUAAGCCUUCCAGCACAUGCAUGGAAAAUGUGGAACGAAGAGAGGGCGGAAGAAGUGGUAGAUCCUAGAAUAUAUGAUCGGCGCUUCGAAAUGAACAUGAAACGAUGUGUACAUGUCGGGUUGUUGUGUGUUCAAGAAUAUCCAGAAGACAGGCCUAAUGUUUCCACUGUUCUAUCAAUGCUUAGCAGUGAAAUUGCAGAGCUUCCUGGGCCUAACCAACCUGCAUUUAUUGGAAGGAAGAGCUGCCCUGAUACAGACAGUUCUAAGCAAAGCAAUUUGUCUGUUAAUAGUACCACUAUUACUGUUAUUGAAGGGAGGUAAUUUUAUUCAUCUGUUAAUAGUACUACUUAAUGAUCAUGAAGAACAGUGAAGAUUUAUACAAAUUCUUUUAAGAAGGAACAAACUUUUAGAAUUUGGAUGAAAUGAUGAACAGCAGAGUAAUGGAGAACACAUUACUAUGUAGCAUUAUAUAGUUAAAAAAAAAAAAGACAGGGAUUAAGAAUUUGGUCUCUGGUACCUCAAAAGACACAAGCUCAACAUGAUGCUGCAUUUUCUACUGUUGUUCCUACAUUCUGAAUCACAAAUCCAUAUAUCUUCAUCUUCAAGUUCUCAAUCUUCUCCACCAACACUUCAUCUUUCUUGGAUAUGAGAUCCAACCAGCCGUUUACGCGCUUCAGCUGUGAAAGAAUGGCUGCAAUUGGGCCACCAGCUUGGGAGCAUUUCUGGAACACCUGAAAGCCAACAUUAAGUGACUCUUCGACGAACUUGAGGAACCAUAGCUCCAUCUCUGAGAGCAGCUUCUUUGCAAGCUCCAGAGUCUCAUUCAUUCCCUGGCCCCUUAUCCAGACAGAGGGAACCAUACUGUGAUUCUUGACAGAUGAUUUGGAAGGUUUCUUGGAUGGGUUCUUGUCGAGUGUGGAUGGAGGUUCGAAGUUCUGGUUUGUUAGGAGGGAGACGACUUCAAGAUCAGUGGCCAGGGCGGCUUCAACCCAGAGCGAAGACGGCUUGGAAUGAUCAAUGGAGAUGUUUUCUUGAGGUUUUGCUGUGGAGUGGGAAGUGGUGAUUGAUUCAACAACUGAGGUUGAUUUCAUGACAUCUUCAUAAACUGACAAGAAGCGGUCAAUUGUAGGCAAGGGGUUUUCAGGCUUUGAACUUGAAGAGAGAUCAGAAAACAUGCUGCAAAAUUGAAGUUCCAUUGUUAAUGAAGCUCAAACAUGCUGCUGCUAUAUGUAGAUCAGAAAGCCAUGGAUAAAGUGGUUACCUCAAACCCCUUACAAUGGACUCUGUGGCAAGAGCCUCCUCUAAAGCUUCAGCAGCAGCCAUGGAAGCAGCAACUCUCCUUCGCAUAGCCUCCUGCAAUAACAAUACCAUGACAUGCAUCAUUCAAACAGGAAAUUUGCAGCUCUACCAUGAUGCAGUCUUUUUUUUCUUCAUUUUUUUUUUGUGACUAAGAAAACCCGCAACAACUGCCUGGGUAAAUUUCACCUUAUGACCUUAACCAAUAAAUCUCAUCUUAACUCUAA